Messenger RNA from Corythoichthys intestinalis (scribbled pipefish), 1931 nucleotides. It is a transcript of the gene cby1, whose product is annotated as chibby 1, beta catenin antagonist. The record is from RefSeq and is a predicted model, not a curated record. Lineage: Eukaryota; Metazoa; Chordata; Actinopteri; Syngnathiformes; Syngnathidae. The coding region runs from base 198 to 584 and encodes 128 amino acids. The transcript has 5 exons.
CAAUAACAUACAACAUCACUGAUGAAUGCAUAGCAAAUUUAAAAUUGUUCCAAUAAUUAAUCAAAGGUCGUAUUAAGCGUCUAACAGUUACACUUUUGUACCUGUUUUUUAAUGGAACAUUCGUACUUGCGCGCGCAGUACGCCUGCGUUUUGUACUCUGAAUUGAACUACGUAGGGAAUUUAACUAAGUUGUCUAUAUGGAGGAUCUCAAAAUGUCCCUGAAGCUAUUUGAAAAUCCGUUCAAUCCCAAGAAGAUCCCUCCGCGAAAAACAGCGUCCUUGUCGAGUCUUCACACAUUGGACCGAUCAACACGGGAAUUAGAGUUGGGCAUUGAAUGCGGACCUCCUGCAAUGAGCAUUGGAGGACAUAACUUGAAAUUUGAAGAUGGACAGUGGAUCUCAGUAUCAGGUGGAAAUGCGUCGCACCGGGAAAUAGAACGGCUUAAGAAGAAAAACUUGCAGCUGGAGGAGGAGAACAAUAUGCUGAAAUUAAAAAUAGAAAUUCUAAUUGACAUGUUGACAGAGUCUACUGUAGAGUACCAUCUGAUGGAGAAAGAAGUGGAAGAGAUCAAGUGUCAACAUUAAAGAAUUGACAAACGCAAUACAAUACCUUCCUCAUAGGAAGCUUUUUAGUAGAAUUGUGUUUUGUUAAUACACAUAAAGAUGUACAGUAUGUGUAAAAAAAUGUACACCUUGUGUUAUAUAGACCAGGUUUUCAGAACUAAGUUUAUCUGGUACGUGCAUUUCUUACAAUUUCGUUACAUAUUUUUAUUGUUUCGUAUAAUCUUUUUGGCAAAUUAUUUUAUCAUUAUUUCACAUUGAAGUCUGGAACAAUAAAAUAAGUUUGGCUGAUUGUAUUAAGUUUAUUUUGGAUUUCUUUGAAUGUUGUUAUGACCAAUUAUGUAUGGAUUAAAGAAAAACUACUGUGUAACAAGAAAGAAUACAAUCGAGUUGUGUUCAUUCAAUUGUUGUUACAGUGAAUUAAAUUCCUAUAUCAGGCAUUUUACAGUGGAUUAAAUUCCUAUAUUAGGUAUUACGACCUAUGGAACACCAUGUAAAUCAUAUUUUACACAGUUUUAGUCUAUGAUUUUCUAAAAUUCAGCAGGGCCGAGGACCAAAUGUGGUAUUUGCCAUGUGGCAAAAUGGAUUUUGCAAUGUGGUAUUUUUUGCCAUGUGGCAAAAUGGAUUAUGCCAUGUGGCAUUUUUUUGCCAUGUGCUAAAAUGGAUUAUGCCAUGUGGCAAAACUGAUUUUGCCAUGUGGCAUUUUUUUUGCCAUAUGGCAAAACUGAUUUUGUCAUGUGGCAUUUUGCCAUCUGUCAUUCUUUUUGCCAUGUGGCAAAUUGGAUUUUGACGUGCCAUUUUUUUGGUAUGUGGCAAAAUGGAUUUUGGUUUGUCGCAUUUUUUAAGGGGAGGGGUCUGUGGCGUUUUGUGGGGGUACAGUAUAUGGCAGUUUUGAAGGCCAUGCACGUCCAUGCCAUUGACGGCUAUGCACGUCCAAAUUUUCCAUUCAUUUUAAAUGGCAGAAAAACGUGUGGCUGUGAUUUUUGACCAUACACUUUACAUUAGAGCGCAUUGACGUUCAGCUGACUCCCAAGUCAGGCUACGCCAUUGACGGUUAUGCACGGCCAUAUUUUCCAUUCAUUUUACAUGGCAGAAAAACGUGUGGCUGUGAUUUUUGACUAUACACUUUACAUUACAGCGCAUUGACGUUCAGCUGACUCCCAAGUCAGGAUAUGCCAUUGACGGCUAUGCACGUCCAAACUUUCCAAAAUCCAAAUCCAUUUUGCCACAUGGCAAAAAAAUGCCACAUAGCAAAAUCCAUUUCGCCAUAUGGCAAAAAAAAAAGCCACAUGGCAAAAAAAUGUCACAUGGCAAGAUCCAUUUUGCUACGUGGCAAAAUAAAAUGCCACAUGCCAAAAUAAAAAUGCCACA